AUGACGCUCAGUUCAUCUGAGCAUGCAGCGGAGGCCAUCCAAUGGUUUGUUUUUGGGCUGUGGCGAAUCUGGAAAACCAGGAACUUGGCUGUCUUUGAAGGUGCGAAAGCUGAUCCCAUUGAGGCUACUCACCUCUUGCUCAACCAAGUCUCUGAGUACCGUGUUGCUAAGCAGGAGAUUCAGCCUCAACCUCUUCAGGCUAUCAGUAGCUCCAUAGCCCAAAGUUGGUGUAAACCUCUGCUGGGUCUUCUCAAGGUGAAUUGCGACGCCGCAUGGUCUGCUCAACUAUUGCGGGGAGGAGUCGGCUGGGUUAUCAGGGACAGCCAUGGUCUACUGUUAUGUGCUGGGGGUGAGGGUGACCUUCGUGGCUCCUCUGUUCUAAUGAUGGAACUUCUCGCUAUUCGCCAUGCCCUCAGUGCAUGUGCCCACUUCCAGCUCACACACGUAAUGGUGGAGUCGGAUACCCAAAGAGGAAUCUCAAUGCUCAAUGGUCAGGCUACUCUACCAUGUUUGACCAAAGACUCAGACGCUACAUAUAGAGAUGGAGGGGGAAAAGCAAUUGAAGCAGCUAGCAUUUUCACAAAACGCGCCAAACAGGAAAAUUGA
Messenger RNA from Prunus avium (sweet cherry), 606 nucleotides. RefSeq lists its product as uncharacterized. Gene Ontology annotation, molecular function: RNA-DNA hybrid ribonuclease activity; nucleic acid binding. Lineage: Eukaryota; Viridiplantae; Streptophyta; Magnoliopsida; Rosales; Rosaceae. The record is from RefSeq and is a predicted model, not a curated record.